Molecule: messenger RNA, 4668 nt
Organism: Spodoptera litura
Lineage: Eukaryota; Metazoa; Arthropoda; Insecta; Lepidoptera; Noctuidae
Gene: Stacl
Product: SH3 and cysteine-rich domain-containing protein
Biological process (GO): positive regulation of protein localization to plasma membrane; skeletal muscle contraction; positive regulation of voltage-gated calcium channel activity
Molecular function (GO): protein binding
Source: RefSeq, a predicted model, not a curated record
GACGUCGACCAGCGCGCCUGUCGCCCGCCGCGCCCGACGCGCUCGCUCGCGCGCUACCCAUCCAUGGACUACGAUCGACCAAGCGAACUCACACUUUAUUUUAUAACCACUUCCUUAGCACCCUCCGAAACCCUCACUUCAAUCAUCGAACGAAUCCUACGAGCUUAAAAUGACAAUGAAAAGUCACUUACGAGAACUUUUGUCGACUUUCCAAAACUCUUAGUGAUCGUCAUUGCCCGCUAGAAAAACCCGCUUCAAAGUUGUUUUAUUAAUUCAAAAAUGCUUCUCAGAGUAAAAUUAUAUCGGAACCUAUUUAUACACAAGAAACGACUGAAAUUUUCUGAUUGCAACCUUUGAAAAGUUUACACACGGUUUAUGAACUAUUUACACUGUUUUACAAAUAGUUUUGGACUUUACUUUUAUCCUUCGUAAAACUACCCCUAGAACAAUAAGCAACUAUGACCAAAGACAUUAAAUAAACAUAAGUUUAGUGUGUGUUUUAAAUCAUUAAAUAGAAGUGUUGAAAGUUAAACUAUUCAGUGUGUUAUCAAUAGAUUAGUAUAACUGUAAGAUUAUAUAGUGGGUGUGUUAGUGUAAUAUUAAAAGUAAUUUCAUCGUAUCCUACGGUUACUCAUAAUUAAAUUGGUUGAAGAUUCGUUGUACGGAAUUGGCAGACACUACACGAAGAAACCUUCCUACCCCCUACCUAAUAUGGCUCAAGAUCCCUUCCAUAAAACAUUCCUUGAUCGCUCUUCAACUUACAUUGUAGUACGCAAAAGGCAACUUAACAUUUAAAAACAUUCCAAUCGACGUAAACUUUGUAACUUAUUCCUGUGUAAAUCGUGUCCCAACUACUUUACUCUCUGUAAAGUACUGAACAAAGUUACUUGCCACUAGAUCUUAGUAGUAGCUCAAUCGACGCGCGUAAACCUCUUCGGAGGGCGCGAGGGGCCUGCGCGAUGCGGUCUCGCCAGGGAUGUACGUAAUAUAUCCUGCGGAUGAAGUAGUUUCCCUGACAUACAGCUCGCAAUCGCUGCCUCGGCCACGGCAGCGGCCUACGCUUGACAUUAUCUACGGGCCGCCGCCGCGAGCGCCGUACAGCGCGCUACCCCUGCCCCGCACCCCCACCCUCUCUUGCGACAAAACCCACCUCAAAACGGCGCCUCCGGAGCCUCCAGAGCGCGCGCCGGCAUCGCCGACGCCGUCGCUCGAGCGCCCAAAGCUGCGCGAGCGCACCAAAGCAAAGCUGCUCAAGAAGCUCGGCCGCCAUGAGGAUACUGAAUUCGGCAAAAUUGUUAGGACCCCCGCUCCCGAUGAAUUUGAAUUGCCCGCACCCCUUCCUACUCCUGCGUUCUCCAGAAAGAACAUAUUCGAUCGCGACUUCGAUGCACUGUUCGAAGUCGCGAACUCACCGCAAUUUGGUGCCCAUAUCCGAGUCACUACACCGGAACCGGAUCGCCGAUCAGAUCUCUCGGCUGCACACUUUCCAACACCAACAGCGUCUACGCUGAGCCUUCUUCCACCGCGGCCCCAGUCCGAGCCGAGUUCCUCGCCCGCGACCUCAGCUCGCACGUCCACACCUUCGACACCAACACCACAACGUUCGUCUACUGAAGGUCCACCUAAGUCGAAGAAAGUUAGUUUCUUCCGUAAGCUGAGUAGAGCGAGAGAUCAGUCGGUGCCGCCGCGCCCUACCAUCAUGCAGCAGCAACCGUCUGUUGAGAUGGCUUUGCGAGAACUCACGCACCCGACGCAUAAUGAACAACUUAAGAAUCAACAACAAGUAACCUUCAAACUGGUGAAAACAGUGGCUGACUUUACGACGCAACUGUCGCAACUUUACGAGCAUCACUCCACGGAGCUGCAGGUCCUCGUCGCCAGUUUCCGUAAAAGAAGCAGCGAACUGAGGAAGGAAAGAGCAACAUGUCCAUCAUCACUGUUCCACACUUGGGAAACAUUACUCCAGGAGGUGGAGGCUGACGUCAUAGGAUUUAACAAUGCAGCACAGUCUUUGGAGAGACUGGUUUCCACACCACUCAUAGAACGGACCUUCCACAUGAAAGUCCAGGCUAGAAAGCUAUUCGCACAUCGAGAGGGCUGCGAAGUUAUCCUCGGGAAGGCUGAUGACCAACUAAACAAGAGUCGUCAAGACUACAGAGGGGCUUUCUUGAAUUACUGCAACAACCCGACACCAGCGACAUUAGCCACGUACUAUGAUUCCCACAACACGUACGUGCAACAACUGACAGCCACUAAUGCCAUGUUGGACCAGUACCAUAAACAUACUCUUCCGACGAUACUACAGGAAUUGGAAGAAAUACUGACCGACGUUACUUCGGCGGUGAGCGAAGCGAUCUGUCAAGAAGGAGAAAUUAUUACGGAUAAGAGCAACAACCAGCUUCGCCGCUACGAGUCUCUGUGCGCUCAAGCUCGCGCAGUGUCCAGCACGGCCGACUUAGCACACUUGGCGAGAACCCUGCUCACUGCCACGCCCCCCAUGCGACCACCGAAGAGGGCAUUCCUACCACCAUACCCACCAGACGCUGACGACCCACCCCUGGAUGUUCCCGCGGAAAGCAUGCCUCCUAUUCUACGCGGAGAAAUACUUCUGGACCGGAUGGGCGCACAAGCGCGCGUAAACUACGAACAGCUGAAAAAAGACGCAAUGGACUUAGAAAUGCAAAUUAAACAGCUACAAGAAAGUCUUGAUCAGCUAGGUCGACAUCAAACCAGAGGUAUCGAGAGUAAUCUUUACAACAAAGUAAAUGAAAUACAGGAAGAUAUAUCUGUAAAGAAAUACGACUACAGAGCAACGCAACUACAUCUAGCCGCAGUUAGAGCUCAGAGGGAGCUGUUUGCGGCGAAAGCAGAUAGCGGAGCUGCGGCAGUCGACCGAAAGUUGUCAUCGUCAUCGGCUGGAAGCAUGAAAAAUAAGUGGUUAAAGGCUUUCCGAAGCCUGAAGCCGCCCAGCGCUCCCCCACCCCACGCUGCACCACCAGACAAGAGGAAUGGAGCGGCAAGAGACGCAAUGCGCGCCGGCGGAGACUCCGAGGCACAUAACUUUCAAGAAUACACAUACAAGAAAAUCACGCCUUGCGAUGUUUGCUCACAAGUGCUACGAGGUCACACUCGCCAAGGGCUCCGUUGUCGAUUAUGCAAAUUGAACGUGCACACCGACUGCAUGCCGCAAGUCGGCAGGUGUCAGACCAAAUCUCGACUCCUGCGCCGGCAGAAGAGUACUUCUGAGAUAGAGUCUCACAGAGUAUUGGAAACAGCCUUCGACGAUGAAAAGGAGGAAGUGGAUCAGACCUACCAAGUUCUGAAGCGGGCCAACGAAAUUGGGAAGCCGGGCGGCGGCGGGGAAUCGCGCGGGGGACCUGUAGUACGCGUGUCGGCCCCGGACGAGACGCCGCCCGCGCGCUCACCGGCGCGGCCCUCCGCAGGCCUGGCCGUGGCGCCGCAGCCCGUCUCCUCUAGCUCAGCGCCGCAUUCUCCGAGACGUCAAAAGUUGAACCUUAGGAUGAAGAGCUUGUCGCUGGACUCGCCGGAGUGUGGUGAGCUGAGACGGCGGCCCGGGCGCGACCAGACCUCGCAGGGCAGCCGCGUUCUAUGUAAUUGCAGAGCAGUUUGCAUGAGGCAUGGCUUUAAUAGAAUUAAUAACUACGCGAUUCAUAGUUAUACUCGUUCAUCGCCGUCAUCGCCAGUACACAGCCGAAGGAUGCUUACCGCUCGAGUGGGACGUAUGAGCAGCGUGGAACUACCUGAUGAGCCAGACAAGAGCCUGUCUUCUAACAGCGCCAGCCCGUGCCCUUCGCCAGUCAAGCAGAUGAGCAAACAUCAACGCCUUCUGCCGACAAAUCUGUACGUGGUUCUGUACAACUUCAAGUCACGUCAUGCCGAUGAACUUGACCUUAAGGCGGGCUACAAGGUCACUGUGAUCGACACUUCGGACCCCGACUGGUGGAAGGGCAAAUGUCUUGGAAAAAUUGGAUACUUUCCCUCCAAAUACUGCACUAAGCUUCAAGCUGGAGAAAGGGCUUUGCAAGUCACACAUAAUCUUCAGGUGUCUGAUGGCGACACGGGAAUGAUGCUUCUCCGUGACCAGAUCGUGAUCCAAGUAGGAGAGGAGGUCGACGGCAUGAUGUUGAUUCGCUCCGGCGACAACCGCCAGGCGGUGUGUCCGGUCAAAUUUCUACAGGAAGUGUGACGCUUCAAGCUGCCCAAUUUCGAUUUUAUGAGAAAACGCGGCUCCCUAACUGACGAAACGAUACCAAUACGAUCUAUACCAAAAACAGUUCGAAGUGCUCCAGUAACGCCAUGCGACAGCGAAACGUCUACGUGGUCGGACCGGAAUCGUAGCAAGCACGGCUACGACUUACCCUCAGGAUAUGCUACGAGCUACAGCAACUACGAAAAACCUAGCUAUUCUUACGAUAAAUCGGGCUACGAAGCGAGCUACGAGGCUUCCACUUCUACGGCAUCGGGGUCGCAAAGUAAAGGAAAUUACGAUUCGGGGGUUUACGAGAAGGAUUACGACACGUCGUACGACAAGGCGGGAUACGACGCGUCGUAUAGCAGGGGGGCUUACGAAGGUUCUACAGGGUACGACAAGGGGAAUGAGUCGGGGUACAAGCAGGGCGCGGGCUACGAGGCGGAGGGCGUGUGGUG